UGCAUUAAACAGUUGGCAUGCUUUUGUCAAAAUGAUCUGAACAUCGUACGAUCAACGUUCAACUCUGGCUGUAAUCACUUCCGGAGGACUGACUACAUCAUUAUUUAUCUUAUUUGAUGGAUAGCCAGUAGCCGCACACAUGUUUACUGUUAUAAAUUACAUAUUGCCUAAAUGGUGAGGAUCCAAAGGAAAUGGUAUAUGGCCGAUGUUGUACUCAACAGAUUGUUAAAAUACUACUAAAAUGGCUAGUCCGACCUCGGACAACAGCCUCGACUCUAUACGUGGUUGCUGUUGUAUGUGUGCUGGGAACAAUGCUAAUGUCACUUUCUCAAAUAUUCCAUGUUCAUACGACAACUUCACCACCUGCUCACCAUUGGUCAAUUCACUUUCUGUCAGACACGGGAAUUCAUGGCACGAACUUUACCAACACCACAGAAAGAAACGAAACAAAGUUCAUUUGGACACAUCCAGAAAUAGACCUAUUAAACAAGGAACCAUUCCAUUUUUUAAAGAAGUACAAGAAUCCAUGUUGGCAUGAACCUUUAUACACCACGAAUGUUUAUCAGAACAAUAAAUACAGUUUACUGUCACCAAAUGUUCGUAGCACCAUUAUUCGUUUAAUGACCGAAUGGAGCACACGACUUACAAGGGACCAAAUACCUCAAAGACUUAGAUGUUUACCGUAUUUCUUUAUAAUUGGACAGCCAAAAUGUGGAAGUACUGACUUAUUCAGGAGAAUUAUACAACAUCCUGAUGUAGUCUCUCCUCCAAUUAAAGAGCUCCAUUGGUGGUCCAGAAACAGAAUGGGUAAAAGACUUAACUAUACCGAUAUAAUACCCUUGUCAGACUAUAUAGACAUGUUUGAUCAGACAGCAGUUCAGAUAGAAAGAAGAGGCGACGAAGCCAAACAUCAAAUUGUUACAGGUGAAGCCAGUGUUUCAGUGAUGUGGGAGAAUGAUGAUUGGUGGCAUCUACCAGAAAAUAUAGGACAAGAUGAACCACUGUACACAAACGCUGAUUAUAUGAAACACUUUAUACCGGAUUUGAAAGUUAUAAUUAUUUUGAGAAACCCAUCAGAAAGGUUAUUUUCAGAUUACCUUUACUUCAAUCCCACAGCUAAUAAGUCAUUAGAAGAUUUCCACAACAGAGUCAACUUUUCUGUGCAACUUUAUGAAAAUUGUUUUAAUAACCAUUCCAUUCGCCACUGUCUUUAUAACUACACAAUAGGCAUGGCAUCGCAGGUACGACUUAGGAUAGGAGUUUAUAGCGUGUAUUUAAAGGAUUGGUUGAAAUUAUAUCCACGAGAACAGUUUCUUGUUCUUACUUUGAAUGAGUACUCUGGAAAAAUGCUAAAAACCAUGAAGAAAGUAUUCAAGUUUCUGAAACUCCGACCUCUUUCGAAAGAGCAAUCUGAAGCAAUGAAAAAGCUUAGAAGGCAGAAUAAAAGAAAGUUUAAAGAUAAGAAACUGGGAGCUAUGAUGAACAAAACCAAAGAAAUGCUUGAGACAUUUUAUGGACAGUUUGAUAGAGAAUUAUCAGAAAUCCUUGGCUACGAGUUUUCCUGGGAAAGUACAGAAGAGCAUAAUAACAGUUACAUCAAAAAUGCUCCCGUUAUUGAUGAUAAUGAUUAUUUGUGAACAAAUAGUGCGUCAGAUCAUAAUAUAAGAACAAACAAAGUAUGACAGGGUAUCUGAUAACAUCUGCGUCAAAAAUGGUGCUUUAGUUGAUGGUAAUGACGACUUUGAUCAAAUUAUGCUUCAGAACAGAAAUAUGUAUGUAAGGGCUUACUAACAGCUGGCUCAUAUAUGCUCCUAUACUUUAUAAUAAUGACGAUUUUUAUCAAAUAAGGCUUUACAACAUUACAUAAAAACAAACAAGCAGCUGGCGUACA
Messenger RNA from Mytilus trossulus (common blue mussel), 1891 nucleotides. Its product is annotated as carbohydrate sulfotransferase 15-like. Gene Ontology annotation, molecular function: N-acetylgalactosamine 4-sulfate 6-O-sulfotransferase activity. The transcript is spliced from 8 exons. The record is from RefSeq and is a predicted model, not a curated record. The coding region runs from base 192 to 1637 and encodes 481 amino acids. Lineage: Eukaryota; Metazoa; Mollusca; Bivalvia; Mytilida; Mytilidae. Gene Ontology annotation, biological process: hexose biosynthetic process.